This is a messenger RNA of Myxocyprinus asiaticus (Chinese sucker), 1191 nucleotides long. RefSeq names its product enoyl CoA hydratase domain containing 3 (gene echdc3). NCBI's taxonomy places the organism in Eukaryota, Metazoa, Chordata, Actinopteri, Cypriniformes, Catostomidae. Bases 98 to 982 code for a protein of 294 amino acids. The transcript has 5 exons. Gene Ontology annotation, molecular function: hydro-lyase activity. The record is from RefSeq and is a predicted model, not a curated record. Gene Ontology annotation, cellular component: mitochondrion.
UAGGACUUUUAUUUUGUACUGAAAAGUAUAAGCGCAUCCGGUGUUGUAGCUGUCUUCACAUUCGCAUACUCAUUUUCUUUCUUUGCAGCCAUUAAAAAUGAUUAAAAGUGGAUUUUACAGGGUGUCAAACAUUGUGAAGACCAGCGGGAUGUUUUUGAGGUUAUGGGUAAGGAAAAUGAGCGCCGAUUCUUCAUCUUUGACCCUGAGACAACAGCAGGACGGAAUCAGGAGGAUUAUUCUGAAUAACCGCAAGAAGAGGAACGCGUUAUCUCUGCCCAUGCUGGAGUCCCUGAGAGAAAACAUCCUGACAGACUCCGACAGCGAAGAUCUACGAGUGAUUAUUAUAUCAGCUCAGGGUCCAGUGUUUUCUUCAGGUCAUGACCUUAAGGAGCUGACCUCCGCCCAGGGCCGAGAAUACCACAGCAAGGUGUUCCAAACCUGUGCAGAGGUGAUGACCCUGAUACAGGAUAUCCCUGUGCCCGUCAUCGCUAUGGUGAAUGGUGUCGCCACGGCAGCAGGAUGCCAAUUAGUUGCCAGCUGUGAUAUUGCCAUAGCAACAGAUAAGUCGACCUUUGCCACCCCUGGAGUUAACGUCGGACUGUUCUGCUCCACCCCAGGUGUGGCGAUAGGGCGAGCUGUACCCAGAAAGGUCGCCAUGGAGAUGUUGUUUACAGGGCGGCCCAUCUCAGCUCAGGAUGCCCUGCUCCAUGGGUUGAUCAGUAAGGUGGUGAGCGAGGAGCAGUUAGAGGAGGAGACGCUGGCGAUCGCCCGGCGGGUGUGUGAGUCCAGCCGCCCUGUGGUGGCAUUGGGGAAAGCCGUGUUUUAUAGGCAGAUGGCUCAGGGGCGGGACGCGGCGUACGCCUCUGCUUCUGCAGCUAUGGUGGAGAACCUGGCACUGCGGGAUGGGCAAGAGGGCAUCCGGGCAUUCCUGGAGAAACGGAGACCUGUGUGGACCAACAGUGCUGAGAAAGACCACACAUGACCACUGGUGAUGUCAGCAUGGCUACAAUGCUAAACCACUGACACAAACAAGCUCCAGAUGAUAUAAUUGUCUAUAAAAUAUAAAACUGAGACAAAUAAAACAGAUAGUUAAAUAUAAUAUCAAUCUUGUUAAAGGGAUAGUUCACCCAAAAAUGAAAAUUCUCUCAUCAUUUACUCCACCUCAUGCCAUCCCAGAUGUGUAUGACUUAC